Molecule: messenger RNA, 1718 nt
Organism: Medicago truncatula (barrel medic)
Lineage: Eukaryota; Viridiplantae; Streptophyta; Magnoliopsida; Fabales; Fabaceae
Product: E3 ubiquitin-protein ligase ATL42
Exons: 1
Coding region: 135-1265 (376 amino acids)
Source: RefSeq, a predicted model, not a curated record
GUCAAGAUAUAAAAAUUCCAAAACAAAAUUAAUUAUAAAAAUUGUUAAGCUUUGAAGUUUCAACUCAUCAAUUAGAAUUUAUGUACUUAUGCUACACACAAUAGAAUGCUUGGAGAAUUGAGAGAAUUAGAACCAUGAUGAAUCAAUUUGGUAUUACCCUUUUGAUUCUCUCUACCUUAUUCUUCCAUAUUAGAGCUCAAUCACCAACACAAACUACAAAUUCACAAGAUGCUGUUUCAAAUUUCCAACCAAGUCUUGUUGUUGUCAUAGCAAUCCUAGGUCUCAUGUUUUCCUUAACAUUCAUUCUUCUUAUUUUUGCCAAAGUAUGUCACCGUAGACAAUUACUUCCUAUAAGUGAUGAUCCAAAUAAUCAAUUAGCAACACUUAUGAGAUCAAGAUCAAGAUUUUCAGGAAUUGACAAAACAGCUAUUGAAUCACUUCCUUUUUUCAAAUUCUCUUCUCUCAAAGGUUCAAAACAAGGGUUGGAAUGUUCAAUAUGUUUGUCGAAAUUCGAAGACAUAGAAAUUUUAAGAUUGUUACCAAAAUGUAAACAUGCUUUUCAUAUUGAUUGUAUUGAUCAUUGGCUUGAGAAACACUCAAGUUGUCCUAUUUGCAGACAUAAAGUCAACAUUGAAGAUCAAACAACCUUUGCUUAUUCAAAUAGUUUAAGGAUGUUGGUAAGUGAAGAAUCAAACAUAGAGAUCUUUGUUGAAAGAGAAGAAGAUAAUAAUCAACAUGGUUCAUCAAGGUUUAGUAUUGGAAGCAGCUUUAGGAAAAUUGGAAAAGCUACUACUAUAUUUAAGGAAGAAGAAAAAGGUAUUAUUUCAAAGGAAGAAGAAUUGCUUAUAGAAAAAAGUGAUUCUAACAAUAAAGCUUAUCAUAAGCAUAAUCACAAGAUUACUAUAUCUGAUGUUGUGUUUAAGCAUAGAUGGAGCAAUGUUAGUUCUUCUGAUCUUAUGUUUUUGAAUUCAGAAAUGAUUAAUGCUUCAUCAAGUAACAGGUUCAAUAACAUGGAAUCAAAAUUUCAAGAUUAUGAUGGUGAGAAAAGAUCGGUGUCCGAAAUCACUGGUGUUUCUAGAUUUAAAGAUUUUGACAUGAAGAAAAGGGUGUUUGAAGAUUCUUCUUUUGUCGAAAAUAAUCUUAAAGAGGAAAGAAGGAGGAAGCUUUGGUUUCCAAUUGCAAGAAGAACAGCUGAAUGGUUUGUGAAUAGAGAAAAAAGAUCUCAACAAUCUCAGAAUAAACAACAAUCAUUUGUUGAUGUAUAGUCCAUUUUCACUUUCUUUAGGUACUUACUUUUAGGCUUAUCCUCGAGGCUCACCAGGGUCAGAGAAAGUUCAUGCUUACGGAGGUAAUUACACAUUUUUCUACAAACGAGGUUCUCACAUUGACAUCGGGAUUAAAACUCAUUUCAUUGUAAGAUUUGAGUUGAAUUCUUAUCGACUGAACCAACUUUCUAGGUAUGAGGUAAGAUUGCGUACAUCUAUCCUUCUCAGACUCCAUGCGGUAGGAGCCUUGGACACUCGAGCGCAGUUUAAGUAUACAGUUAAAAAAAUUAUGUACACAUUUAUUGUAUUUGUUUCACUUUUAAUUUGUUUCAUUAAUUCUUAUGAUCUCCAUAGAAACUUUGUUAGUCAUUCCAUGAUAGGAAAAGAAAAGAAAAGAACAGAAACAUUUGUAAACUUAAAUUGGAUUAGUUAAUUUUGUUUUUCAAUUCAUAA